AUGGAAAAACGUCGAUAAGCGUCGUCGCGCGUUCUCGCUAACCAAGUCGAGAGCGAUAGGGGCGAGAAGGCCACGAACGGGGAUCCAUAGCGAAGGGGUGGAUCGAACGGUCAAAAUCGUCGUCGAUCAAAUCAAUCGAUCACCACGGGACGUUCAAAACAGAUAGCAAAAUGGAGGUGAUACUUUUAAUUACUUUGUGGCUCGGCCUAGCAACUGGUCACUUUCGUGGACCGCAUCAUCCUAAGAGUAGCAUAUCCCAUCAUCAUUACACACCGCAAAGUGAAAUCAAAUUAACGCAAGAUUCCGAGCUCCUUCACGAUACAACGCAUUUAAAAGAGGACAUCGGUCCCAUGGCCGAUCAACUCGACUUUUCAAAGAUGACAGAACAGGAAAUAGAAUUCUACUACUUUAAAAUCCAUGAUAUCGACAAUAAUACAAAAUUAGAUGGAUUAGAAAUUCUUCAUGCUCUUCAACAUACUUUACACGAGGAUGGCGAGGAAACGCAAUCGGAACAAGACUUGUCUUGGAUUGUAGAUUUAAUAGAUAAAGUACUGGCAGAGGAUGAUGUGAACAACGACGGCUAUCUAGAAUAUGUCGAAUAUGUAAUGGGAAGGAAGAGAGAUCAUGAUGCGCAAGAGAAACGAAACAAGCUCAGAAUGGGAACGUGAAAAUUGUUAACUUGGAGUAUAUGAAUAUAUAAUCUUGGAUUAUAUAUUAGGAAGAGAUAAGAUAAUAUGAAAGAAAUGCAUUUUACAUAUUGUAAGGUACAAUACGAAUUAUA
Messenger RNA from Camponotus floridanus (Florida carpenter ant), 781 nucleotides. Its product is annotated as multiple coagulation factor deficiency protein 2 homolog. Lineage: Eukaryota; Metazoa; Arthropoda; Insecta; Hymenoptera; Formicidae. The record is from RefSeq and is a predicted model, not a curated record. The transcript is spliced from 5 exons. Bases 171 to 668 code for a protein of 165 amino acids.